Seriola aureovittata is the source of this 8127-nucleotide messenger RNA. Its product is annotated as MAM domain-containing glycosylphosphatidylinositol anchor protein 1. Gene Ontology annotation, molecular function: protein binding; axon guidance receptor activity. Gene Ontology annotation, cellular component: plasma membrane; axon; neuronal cell body. The transcript is spliced from 18 exons. NCBI's taxonomy places the organism in Eukaryota, Metazoa, Chordata, Actinopteri, Carangiformes, Carangidae. Gene Ontology annotation, biological process: homophilic cell-cell adhesion; synapse organization. The coding region runs from base 541 to 3423 and encodes 960 amino acids. The record is from RefSeq and is a predicted model, not a curated record.
ACUACACUGUUACCAGAGAGAGAGAGAGAGAGAUAGAGAGAGAGAGAGAGAGAGACAGUUAAGCCACUUCAACCACGCCUUUAAGAGUAAAUAAUCCACAACAGAGGAGACUGGGUGCACAGGAUUUUGCCCAAAUAGCCUUGCUUGAGUUUUUUCAAAGGGAAAGUGCUUUUAUUUUCAUCUUUGGGAAGAGGGACUCUGUGGAAUCGAGCAGCGGUGAGAUUGCGCUGCCAGCUUUUCUGUGCGUAAAAUAAAAGUUUAACACACCAAGGAGAUUAUUUGAGAGGUCGGGGGAGCUUUGCAAACUCCACAUUACACUCUCCGGGAAUUGUAAAGCUCAUAUCGGACGCCCACUGGAGGAGGAUAUAUAACUUUUCAACACGUCUUUGUUUUGUGGAGAGGCUUGGGUGACUGGUCGGUCUAACGGAGAGCGGAGGAAUCCUCUUCGCUUUGCCGGGAGGAGUGCGCGCAGCGCUGGGUAGCAGACAGACCCAAAGGACGGCACAUCGGAGACAAGGUUAUGACGGAACUGAGCUGAACAUGGAGCUUUUCUGGAUUUUCUUAUUUUCUAGUGUCUAUCCUCUUGCCUGGGGCCAAGGAGUUUACGCUCCAGCCAAUGCCCAGAUCGUGCACUCAGGCGCAGCAUGUAACGUCAAGGAUGAUAACAUCAGCGAGAGAAUCUACACCAUCAAAGAAGGAGACACACUAGUGCUUCAGUGUAUUGUUAAAGGACACCCACGACCACAGGUACGGUGGACAAAGACGGCAGGCAGUGCAUCAGACAAGUUCCAAGAAACAUCCAUCUACAACGAGACUCUGCGCAUCGAGGGCAUCCAGAGGGUGCAGGGGGGUCGCUACUACUGCAAGGCCGACAACGGGGUGGGGGUGGCUGCCAUCAAGUCCAUCCGCGUAGAUGUGCAAUACCUUGACACACCAGUUCUGACGGUGCACCAGACCAUCAGCGAUGUGCGUGGCAGUUACUACCAGGAGAAGACGGUGUUCCUGCGCUGCACCGUCAACUCCAACCCUCCCGCACGAUUUAUCUGGAAACGUGGGAGCAUGCUCAUCGAACAGAGCAAGGACAACGGAGUGGACAUCUAUGAGCCACUUUACACCCAGGGUGAGACCAAGGUGCUGAAGCUGAAAAACCUAAGACCCAAGGACUUUGCUGAUUACACCUGCCAGGUGUCCGUGCGCAAUGUGUGUAACAUCGAAGAUAAGUCGGUCACUUUCAGGCUCACAAAUGCUACCACUCCCCCAAUGAUCCGGCUGUCUGUCAACGACACGGUGGUGGUGGAUCCCGGGCAGGAUGUGCUCUUAACCUGCGAGGUGACUGCAGGUUUCCCCCUCCCCACUGUGACGUGGUCGCGUUACCCCGGUCCGCUUCCCCUCAGCGCGCAAGUUCGAGGGCCAACACUGAUUUUGCGGGCGGUCACGCCGGCCGACGCGGGCUUCUACAACUGCUCGGCUGUCAACAAUGUGGGCAACCCUGCGCGCAAGAACGUCAAUCUGGUUGUCAGGACGAUGGGCAACCUGACCUACCAAAUUACACCAGACUCCAACAAGGACAGCGAGACCAUCCAAAUGGGUCGGGACCUCAAGCUGUCGUGCCACGUCGACGCCACCCCACAGGACAAGGUCAACUACACCUGGUACAAGAACGGUGCACCUGUCUUCAACUCGGAUAGCCUGAUCCUGCUGCGCAGCGACCCCGACAUGGCACCCGGCACCAGCAGCUUGGAGAUUGUGGACAUGAAGUUCAGAGACUUGGCUACCUACAGCUGUGUGGCGAACUUCCCAGGCAGCAGGGUCCCGGAGCUCCGUGUGGAUGUCAACAUCUCUCAGAACAGUGUCUCUCCUCCGGUGCUGUCGGUCCCGUCAGGAGGUCAGAUGGUCAUUGUGCGAGAGAGAGGUAAUGCUGAGCUGGUGUGCUUAGUGGUGGAUGGCAAACCACGUCCACCUAUACUAUGGUCACGGACAGAGAAGGACCUGCUGAUGCCAUCAGGGCAGACUGUGGUGGAGACGCCCGAUGGCCGCUUGAGGCUAAGAAAUGUCAGCCGGGACAUGAUGGGGACGUAUCGGUGCCAGACUGCUCCAUACAACGGGCUUAACAUCAAACGCAGAGAGGCACAGGUCCAACUCAAUGUGCAGUAUCCUCCCAUAUUGGACCCAGUCUUCCAGGACAUGCGUUCCAGGAACUAUCAGAUGGUGACCCUGCGGUGUACGGUCCUACGGUCCAACCCGGCACGUCUGACAGACAUCCGCUGGUUCCGUAAUGGCGAUUUCAUUCGAAUGCCGAUGCCGGACCUUAAGGAGACGCCAGAGCUGAAGUUCAAGCUGGAACCUACCAACAACGGCUCUUAUGAGUGCCGAGUCAGCAAUACUGCAGGAACAUCAACAUGCACAUUUAAUGUCUCUGCACAACCCUACAAUGCUGAGUUUUACUUUGACACACCCAACCCAGUCCGGAUUCUGAAAGGUAACAACUAUUCCUACAAUCUGCAGUGGACACAGAGAGAUCCUGAAGCCACAGACCGUAUCAUAGGCUACUCGAUUAUUGUCCGAAAGAACAAGCAGAACCUGCUAACGAAGCAAAUAGACCUCAAGGGUAAGGAGCCAGAGAAGGGUGUGCUGAUAUCUACCACCAUAUCAGACCUGAGAAUCCCUCUGUCCUACGAGGUCCGACUGGUCCCCAUCACCACCUACAACACUGGGGAAUAUGUCAGUCGCAUCAUCCAGUACUCAGAACCCUACACCUACCCAAGGCCUUCAGACCAUGUGUGUGGUUUUGAGGAUGAACGGAUCUGUGGUUUCUCUCAAGAUCGGAGUGACAUCUUUGACUGGACGAGACAGAAUCACCUGACGCAGAAUCCGAAGCGAUCUCCCAACACAGGCCCUGAGACUGACCGCAGUGGAACUAAGGAGGGUUACUACAUGUACAUCGAAGCAUCGCGACCACGCGUUCAGGGAGACAAGGCUCGUCUGCUGUCUCCGCUUUUUAAUGGGACCUCAGUCAGAGGCCCCAAGGGCUCCGGCAGAGUACCGUACUGUGUCUCCUUCUACUACCACAUGAAGGGCAAACACAUCGGCACUCUCAAUGUGCUUCUGAGAGUGAGAAGCAUUGCCUCUGUGGACUCGGUGAUAUGGACGAAGUCCGGUCAUCAAGGCCCGGACUGGAAGAAAGCGUUCUUCGACAUCAGCCCCAGUGGACCCUUCCAGAUUGUGUUUGAAGGAGUUCGAGGCCAGAGUUUCGAAGGGGAUAUUGCCAUUGACGACGUGUCCAUCACCUUAGGGAAGUGCAAACAGGAGAACACUGUAGCCAGCGCAGGUAAGACAGUUCUGAUCGGUGGAUCGCACUCACUCCCACUGGCCAGCUGGCUGACCUUUGGCCUCUCCUGCUUCCUGUCGCUACUCUACAGAUGAUGAGCACUCCCCGCAACACCUUCACCUGUCUGCUCUGACAGACACUGCCCUGACUCGCGCUCUUCUACUUCUCUCUCCACCCUUCCCCUUGUCCUUCCCUCCACUUACCUGUCUGUCCUCUUCACUCGUCGUCUUUCUAUCCUUCAUGCAUCCAUUUCAUCCAUCUUGCUUAGAUAGAUGGUAAAACAAAGCCACAAAGUGUUGACUAGUUUCUCCUCCUCCGCUUUCUUUGAACAUUUCGUCCCCAGACAUUCAGUAUAGCCAACUGACACUCGUACCAUAUUUAAGGUGAACAUACUUAAUGAUCUUCGACAGAUGAACUUAACAACAUUGAUCUGAUUAGACUCACGUUAUCCAUGUCAGCGUUUCACUUUGUCACCUUUUCCUGCCCUUUAUCAACCCUCUUCGUCCAUACUCGCACCCUCUCAUGUACAUCCGUUCCCUCGAACCGCAAUCCUCGACAGCCCCUCCACCUGAUUCCCGAGACACACCAAAGUGUCGGACACUCUACCAAAGAUGACAAAGGACCUGAGGGAAUAAAACGAGGGAACAGGGAUUCCAGGAAGAAAGUAAUAGAGAGAAAGUGGGGAAAAUCCUUCUUUUUUUUUUUUACAGAAACUGUCUCCCUUCUGUCCCAACCUUUGGGACCAUGGGAGCUACUGAAUGACAAAGAGACAGAUGACAACAAAAAAAAAAACUGAUGAAUGAAUGAAUGGAUAAACAAAUGAAUGGCGAGGAAAGGACAAACCAGAAACAGAGGGAAAAAGAAGGGUGCUCCUGGUAGCCUCUCUGCUUGCCCUCUGCUUGCCACAAGAGACGAACCUCAGUGCGGAUUAUACGUGUACAUUUAUCUAUAUAUAUAUUAAAUAUAACAAAGUUCAAACUAAAACACAACUAGGACAGUGGAGGACUUUACAAAGUGAAAUUAAAGAAGCACAACGUUUAUACAACCUCUACUGUUCCUUUGGGUUUUAUUCUACUUAUUAUGUGAUGUUGCAAUUUGUCAGACCUACUCAAUGUUUUUGAUAUUUUGCUUUCUUGUUUUGUUUUGUUUAUGGCGUUAUAAGGGUCAAAGGCAAUGGGUAAUAAAGUAUUAUAUUAAUAUUUAUGAGAGGAAGAGAAGAUGAUUUUGUGGUCCAGAGCCUGAAUUGAGCAUGUGGAGGGAAAUGAGAGGAUGACCCAAAGCCACCUGGAUAGAAACCUCAACUUCUCUUCGCACAAACAGUACAGUACUGAACACACACACUCAGUUCUCCUCGAUGACAUCACAGUCUGGCUCUCAGCUCACCCUCUGCCUCAAAUACAUGUCUCAUCUGCGAGUGACAAAGAAGGAAAACCAACGGCUCAUAGAUGCAAUUUUCAUAUUUCUGCUCCCUUUUCAUAAUCUUCCCGUCACUAGACAUCGUGACUCAGAUGUCUGGAGUUAUCAGCCACAACAAAAUAGCUGGACAUGUCUCUAAUGAGGAAGAAGGAAAAAGUGGUGUUUUACGGGAGGACAGGAAAUAGCCUGGAGUUCAGUUGAAUAUAAGAUGAGAGCGCUUCUUUCUCCACAGGUUAUUGAAUGUCAUGUAUGAAUUUCCCAUACACUUAUAAAUGAAAGAUGGAGAAGACUGUCAGUAUCUGGCAGGUGUGAAGUGUGUUUUGCAUAUCAGAUUCUCUGUCAUUGUUUAAUUAAUGUUGAAUGUCUGUAGUGUAAACAAUUUUCAUAAUCACAUAGAUAUGAUUGUUAAAGUUAAGCAAUACUCAUAUCUAUAGAUCUAUAUACAAUAGUUUAUGAUUGCAUUUAAGAUCGCAGUUCAGUCUGCGAAAAAAAAAAACAUUUAAUCCAAAAUACAUGAUACUGGCUACUUCUCUCAUCUUUUAUCAGUUCUGAAUGAUUAUUACCAGUGUAUUCGCCAUUCAUGCAGUUCACAAAAUAUCCAUUGUAGCCAUUUACAUCAUUCAGAGGAUAGUGUGUCUGCAUUUUGCUGCAUCAUGUUUCAACCUGUCUCAAGAAAAUUCCACAUUCACCCGUCACACUGCUUCAGUAACUGAUAUGCUUGUGUAUGCUGAUGAUUGCCAUGUGCGUUACAUGUGAAUCAGUCUUUUCAACACCUCAUGUACUUUUGUCUGUGUCUUGUCAUGUUGAGUUUAUCAUUACGCUUGUUUUUUCUUUGUUUUAUUGUCUGUUUUUAUUUUCUUUAUCGUGGUUGGUACAGAUUGUAUUAAUAACUGUUCAGUCAUAAAUAGUACAUAACAAUACAGAAAUGAUGUGCCUAUUUGAUUUGCCCAGUCUGCUGUGGGAGGUAAUUUCCAUGUUAAGCUGGCACUGAUGGUCACUGUAUGUGUAGACAUGUUGGACAACUCUGAAUAAAACGCCGCAGACAGUAGUGUAUUAUAAAAACAAAGGAAUUCCUUUGAAACCUACUGUAAGCAAAUUAUUGCAGAAAUGUUUUCUAUAUGUUAUCUUAUCGCUGUGUUGGUCUGAUGAGUGCACCUGGUGGCACCUUGUACCUGACUGACACAAACUGUUCUGGAAGAGAGGCCGAGUGAAAUGCUGACCUGUAAAUGUAUCUUCCUCAAUUUGCAGUCUUAUACAGUACUCAAAGGCUAAACGUAACAUAUUUUCAACUUCUUUUUAUAAACUCUCCAAAAUGCUUCUGUCACUCUCCCAAAACACCCAUAGCAAAAUGUGUUUGUUUUUAGAUAUUCAUUCCACCUGCUCAUAUGGCUUAGGGAAUGGGCUAUAUGUGCUAUGUAUAAGCUUAAGUUGUACAGUAUCAUAACAUUAUCAUAGAGCAGCACACUGUAGGUCAGUAUGUUACCCAUACUAAAUACAUUUAGAAAUAUCAUUAAACAUUGAUGUGCAUGGCAUUUCAUCAUGCUAACUGUCAGAUCAUGCAUCAUAUUGCCUCAUAUUUCAAUGACUGAAGUAAUGGGGACAAAGCCAAUGUUGUCAUUGCAUUUGGACAUGUGACAGCUGCAAAUGAAUAGACACUGAGGAAAUCUGAAGAUGAAAAACUGAAAUACACACAUGCUGUGGUUGUGUUUUGGCUUUUUAUGACAACUCAAGUCUAAAGGGGAGGACACUGUUUUAUUGCACCCACCUGAGAGCAGAAUAUCACAGCAUAACACACACGUGCAAAUACAAUUAAUUCAAAUCAUUGCUCAGCUUUUCUAAUAUUAUCAGUGUGUUGACUGAUGAAGCAACAAGCUUAAAAUAUGGGACAUAUGGCAAUAUGGCGGUGUUGGAAAGUAACUGGAACUGUAUCCAUCUACUCCUGUAUGAUAAAGCAACAUUUUUUUUAAUCCAACAUGAAUAAUACUCCCAUACUGGCACACCACAGUCAACUUUCAUUCAUCAUAAGCAGUGCUUGAUUCCCAUUUAGAUAACCAUCCAAAUGGGAAGCUUUGUUUUCAACAGAAUGUAAAUCAAGCAGCUGUCAUUUUUUGUUGCUAUAAACCAUUUUAAUGAUGGUAAAUGGUAAAAUAAACCAUUUUGAUAAUAGUCAUGUCAUAUCACGAGAAAGCCCAAAGUGAGGUUUGCAUAUAUCUUCCAUAAUAAAAUCACAUGCUGAAAGUUUCACUCACAAUUCAAGUGAUAUUCAUUAUUUCAGUAGAAAAAAAACAUUUGUGUGCUUCAUUUGUUUCAAAAUAACAGCUGUUAAUAAAAUUUAAUUUAAAGAAGCACUGAAAUAAAAAGAUUUUAUCAUUGAAAAAAAGAUCUGUCCUAGGUGACAUGCUUUGGUAGCAAACAUUUUUACCAUGCUAGUCGUCAUACAGUGCUGUAGCUAAGCACAGUCAGGAUGUGUAGCACAACUGCCAGUUAGGACAUUAAUUCAGAAGUGUGAGGGAUUUAACUUCAAUGACCAGAAAUGUAAUGAAUCUGAAAUGUAUAAAUAGAACCAAACCUCUACAGUUAGAUAGAAUAGAACCAAGUACCUGUACAGUUCUUUGGUUUUUAACCAGCAAACAUAAUGGCCUUAUUAAUAGACUCUGAGAAAUGUGAUGAGAAUUAGAAUGUGAUGAUUUGUCCAAAAGUAAAAAACACUUAGACUGUACACCUGGUAGACGGAAGGCGCCUCCCGAUUUAACUUGAGACUUCAUGUCCAGUUUUAAAUGAUUUUGAUAAAGACAAACCAAAGACAAGACAACUAAGUAAAUGUUUACCAUAUGAAUUAGUUAUGAAAAUGCCCUGUGCUGUUAGAUUUUUUCUUAUCAGGCAGGUGACACAGUUAAUCUACUUACUAUCUGAAAUUCAGUCUGUUUUAUAACGUUUCAUUUGAAAGGUUCAUCUAUUUUAGUUGCAACCCUCUAACAUAAGUUAAGUCUAUGAAACACUGCAGCUCAGUGUAUUCUUCUAGAAAGUAUUGAAGUUUCCACUAGCUGCUUCCUGUUUCUGUCCAUGUGUUUAUCGAGCCCCUGUAGAGCUGCAUAUGCGCACACACAAAAGCAUACAGUACAUACACACUCACACUUACAAACAGAUUUCUGCCACCAUGCAGGUAAAUAACAACUGUAAUGACAAAGUGACUGUUAAUCCUCCACCUACUGUAUACUGUGUGUCCUGUCUUGAUUAGAAUUGACCUGCAAGAGACUGUUUGGACUCACUCGGCCUCUGUCCACUGCUUAACUGUAAAAUCUGCCAAUACACUGAGCAACUGCCUGGCAAUAGAUCAAGCAUUCUGCCUGGAAACAAUAAAUAAAGUGAGGCACUUGUUCAUA